AUGUUGUUCAACAGUAUUCUUGCGACAGCCACUCUCCUGCUGUCUUGCAAUCCUCUCGUUUCUGCUCUCCUGGGUGGAAACAAGUUCCAUUACAUUGACCCGAAAUGGGCAAAGCAUGCCAAACGCGCCUAUCUCCCGAAGCCGGCCACGAAUGUGAGCACCUUCACUACCCCCACGGGUGUUAAGAUCAGCUACAAGCUGCCGGGUGAUGCUGGUAUCUGUGAAACAACGCCGGGUGUCAAAAGUUUCUCGGGAUAUAUCAGUUUAAGCCCUACUAUACAUACGUUCUUCUGGUUCUUCGAAUCACGCUCGAGUCCUGCCAACGACCCUCUGACCAUCUGGCUAAACGGCGGCCCCGGCUCGGACUCGUUGAUCGGCCUCUUCCAAGAGAAUGGACCAUGUCGCGUGACACCAACCCUCAACACCACCCUGAACCCAUACUCCUGGAACGACGUGUCCAACAUGCUGUACAUCUCGCAGCCCGUGGGAACCGGCUUCUCCUACCAAGAAAUCGCCAAUGGCUCGCAGGGCAACAACUACGCCGGGAUCUUCCUGAACGGCUCGUCCAGCAAGAUGUUCCCCGAAGGCACAUUCCCCAUUCUCGACCCCGAUAACGUGGGCAACGUGUCAACGACAGACAUGGCCGCCAUCGCAGCAUGGCACGUACUGCAGGGUUUCCUCUCCGGGUAUGAGAAAUUGGGUGCAGUCAUUGGACAAUCGAAGGAAUUCAACCUCUGGACCGAGUCUUACGGGGGGCAUUACGGGCCAGGCGAAGAGAUCACAACACUUGCUAACCCUGCAACUCCAGCAUUCUUCAACUACUUCCGCCAACAAAACGCAGCGAUUCAGAAUGGCUCGAUGCCGGGCUACCCACUCAACUUCAACACUCUCGGCAUUGGAAACGGCAUCAUCUCCGAAUACAUCCAGGCGCCCUGGUAUCCGGAAUUCGCAGUGAACAAUACAUACGGCAUCAAGUGCUACAAUGACACCGUGUACAACUUUGCCAAGUUCGCCGCCUACUGGCCGAACGGAUGUCUGGCGCAGAUCGAAGGGUGUAUUCUGGCCGCCGCGCAAGCCGCUCCAGGAGGUGUGCUCAACGUCAGCGCGGGACAGGUCAUUACGCAGCAGGCGCUCAAGUAUCCGGAGAUUGACACAGUCUGUUCGGAAGCGCAAGACUCAUGCCGUGACAACGUUGAGACGCCGUACUACAUCUACUCUGGACGUGGCGCGUACGAUAUCCGCCACCCCUCCAACGACGCCACGCCCCCGGACUUCUUCGUUGAAUACCUCAAUCAAGCCUACGUGCAAGACGCCAUUGGCGUUAGCGUGAAUUACACCGAGUCCAACGACGACAUCGGUCUCCUCUUCCAAUCGACCGGCGACUUCAUCUACCCCAACUUCCUCGCGGACCUCGAAGCCAUCCUCGACGCGGGCGUGCGCGUCUCGCUCUACUACGGCGACGCAGACUACAUCUGCAACUGGUUUGGCGGACAGGCGGUCAGCCUUGGCCUCAACUACACGCACGCCGCGCAGUUCAGGAAGGCGGGAUACGCGCCGUUGAUGUAUGGUGGCACGCAGUAUGGCGAGGUGAGGGAGUAUGGCAACUUCUCAUUCACGCGGGUGUACGAGUCAGGGCAUGAGGUGCCUUACUACCAGCCUCAAGCGGCCCUCGCCAUUUUCAACCGCACGCUGCAGCUCGUCGACAUUGCCACGGGGUUGAAGAAGGUGACUGAUACACUUGGCAGCACCGGGCCCAUCACUGCGACGGUAAGAAUUUCUAGGGAGAACUUGUUGGGCUGCUUCGAGAUCACCCUCAAUUGA
This is a messenger RNA of Neohortaea acidophila, 1821 nucleotides long. Its product is annotated as Alpha/Beta hydrolase protein. Gene Ontology annotation, biological process: proteolysis. The transcript is spliced from 5 exons. Gene Ontology annotation, molecular function: serine-type carboxypeptidase activity. Gene Ontology annotation, cellular component: fungal-type vacuole. Lineage: Eukaryota; Fungi; Ascomycota; Dothideomycetes; Mycosphaerellales; Teratosphaeriaceae. The coding region runs from base 1 to 1821 and encodes 606 amino acids. The record is from RefSeq and is a predicted model, not a curated record.